ACCUGUAUUCAGUAUAUAAACGACAAUCGCUUCGAAUAGUCGCGCGAAUAUGAAACUAAAUAAGUGAUAACAGUGUGCGCAUUAAGUAUACGAACCGUAAAACGAAUUAAUCAAAUUAUCGAAUUUCGAAUAAACUAAUUACGAAAUGGCACAAAAUACGCGAAAUUCAGACAUGUCACAAAUAGCGGUGAAUGCCAAUAAUAUUCCAGAUGAUAGCGUCGAUUGUGGCAUCAUCGGAUUGGGCUGGUGUCGUGGCCCCGCCUGCCAGAAAUACGCCCGCCUGCGCACCUUCAUCAUAGUGCUCCUCAGUUCCGGUCUGCUUCAGGGAGCUUGCGAAUUGUAUUUCCGGGUCUCGGCCAAACAGGCCGCCUUCCAGUAUGGCUACAAUCCUCUCCUAGUCGAUUGGCUGCUGGUGAGCAGCGGUCUCUUCCAGGCUGUGUUUGCUUUGGCUUUUGCCUACUGGGCAGAUGUCUAUCAUCCCAUCAAAUGGCUCGUUGGAACACUGAUGCUACAGUCUGUGACUUGCGUCAUUGCCGUGAUACCCUCGAUUAUGAACUUUGCCGAUGGCGUCAAGGCGCAGGAUGCCUUGGUGGAUGCCAAUCUGUGCUCCACAUCGCUGGCACAGUUCCAGAAGCUGACGCUGACCGAGGAGCAAAGCAGCACCUUGACUCUGGCCAUGCUCUUUGUGCUCCAGCUUGCCUUGGGCAUGGGCUCGUUGGCCUAUUACACCCUAGGAGUGAGCUACAUCGAUGACAAUUCGUUGUCCCAAGACAGUCCAGCUGUGAUUGGCGUCAUCCUCGCUGCCAGGGCAUUUGGACAGCAGAUUGGCUCGUUUCUGGUGCUCGGAGUGGGAUUGACGAAUGUUGGCUGGUGGCUGGGCUGGAUUAUCUUGGCACCGUGUAUUUUUGUGGGUGCCGUGUUGCUUGGACUCUUCCCCAAGCGGCUGCCCAAGACGGUGAUACACCAGGCAGCUCAGCGGAUUAUGGAGCAGACGAAUCUGCGCGGCUUUGGCAGUCAGUUCUCUACUUACAUGGACGACACGAACUUUUGGCCAUCGCUGAAGCGUCUCUUCUCCAACCGGCUGCUCAUGGUGAACCUGAUGAGCAUCAUGUUUCUGCAGAGCGGCGUGCUAAACUACACGCUGCAGGAGGAGACCUAUUUGCAGAGUCGCUUCUUUCUGCCCUACAACGAGCAGGAUGGCCUCGCCCAGGAAUGGCGCUCCUCCUUUGUCUCCUUCUUCCUUCGACCACCUGUCAUGGCCAUGGGCAUGAUUGUCGCCGGUUUAAUCAUCUCCAAGGCGCAGCUCUCGGCACGCACCAUCACGGGCAUCAACAUUAGCCUCGGACUCAAGCUGGUUGCCAUCUUUGUGGCCUACAUCUUCAUCAGCUGCGAUGUGGGACCAGUUGCUGGAGUGGUUGGUGGCAAGCUCACCCAACCUUAUUGUGCCAGCCAAUGCCUCUGCACACCAACUGCUUUCAUGCCUGUUUGUCCGGAGAAUAGCACGGUUACUUACUUCUCGCCCUGUUAUGCCGGGUGUACUCAGAAGUCCACCAUCAACAGCUUCAGUUUGUACGAAGGCUGCAGCUGCAUGGGAGAUCAGACAACCAACGUCGCUGGUACUUCGAGGGCCACGGCUGGCGCCUGCAGCGCUGCCGCUUGCCAGAGCAAGAUCAUCAUCUUCCAGGUGCUCAGCAUUUCGGCUGCCUUUAUGGUAGGCAUGAGCGCCAUUGGCAAGACUUUGAUCACGCUGCGUGCGGUGCUGCCGCAGGAUAAGACUUUGGCUUUGGGCUUUGAACUCAUGCUGGUCGGACUCUUUGCCUAUGUGCCAGCGCAUCUCAGCUACGAUCUUGUGACACGCACCACCUGCGUCUACUGGGCACCCAACUACGAGCGCUGCCUGCUGCGCGAGACGCCCAAGCACGGCAACAUCCUGGACAUCCUGACAGCCAGUCUCAUCUUGGUGGCCGUCUUCUUUGACGUGCUGGUCUUCAUCUUUGCCAAGGGUCUCAACCUCUACAACUGCAAGGUGACCGACAAUAACUACACCCCCUCGCUGUAUGCUCCGGUGCCACAUGAGGACACCCCCUCGCACUCUGCUCCCGUCUCGACAAUGGCCAGAGGCGGCAGCCCGGAAACGGCGACAACAGCAGCUUCCAACUCACCCAUGCAACGUCGGGAUGCACCGCAGUCGCUGGAGCUGCGUCCCGAAGCAACCGUAUUCCGGCAUCCCAGCUCACUGACCAACUCCUCGGGUGCCCAGAGCAUCGUUGAACCGAAUGGCAGCGGCGUCACCUACGCCCAAGUUGUCUUUCCUCCCGACAAGCGCAAGCCCGUCGAUGGCAGCACCAGUCCCAAGCGUCUGGCUGUGCCCGCCAAUGUGCCAUUGCAUCAUCUUUCGGAAACCGAUGUGCGCACUCAGCUGGGCACUCUCAAGUCCUUUAAUCCUGCCCAGUCGCAUGCGGAGCAGCCAGAGUCACCAGGUCACGAUGUGCCUGGUAAUGUCAACAUCGUUUCUCCGCAACCAAAAGCAACUGCGUCUGCAAAUCAUCCCGAGGAACUGGAUUUCAGGCCACAAAGUCCUGAAACAGAUUUUUAAGGAUAUUCACAAAUUGUUUUAUUUUUCUUACUUUCGAUUGUUAGCCUUUAAUUGAACGCGUUUUGUAUUCGUAGCAUUAACAUUUGACUAUUUAUAGCAUUACAAGUAUGUCAGCAUUAUUUUCCAUGUCAUUAUCCACAAGUGCUGCACUUUAAAAUACCCUGUAAUAAGAUAUCCUGCAAAGAACUAGCACUUGAAUACCAAAUACACAAUUCAUCAUAAUCAUAAGCGAAUAAGAAUGAAUAAACACCGAAACAA
Molecule: messenger RNA, 2854 nt
Organism: Drosophila albomicans
Lineage: Eukaryota; Metazoa; Arthropoda; Insecta; Diptera; Drosophilidae
Gene: Oatp33Eb
Product: solute carrier organic anion transporter family member 2B1
Exons: 5
Coding region: 146-2596 (816 amino acids)
Biological process (GO): sodium-independent organic anion transport; transmembrane transport
Cellular component (GO): membrane
Molecular function (GO): protein binding
Source: RefSeq, a predicted model, not a curated record